CCCAAACAAAAGGUCGGUGUUUGCGUACUUGUAUAGAUCGGUCCGAGCAUUUGUAUGUUAAAUACUUUCUGGGGGAUUCAAAUAAUAUGGCUGAAACUUUAGCCGCUUUAGUAUGGCUUGAGGUUAAUUUUUAUGACCAUAUAGUCACAAACAUUCCUCCAUGGAUUCGUCUUCAAAAUUUACAAACCUUAAGCAUCAAAGGUGGAGGUCUGAAAAGUUUGUGGCAGAAUAAUUCGCAGGUGCCCUUCCAGUUAAAAGAGCUGCGGAUCUACAACCAGACGGAGCUGAAGGAGUUAAAUUUGGGGUUUCUGCGCUGCCUGGAGGAAAUUACAAUUCAUGGUUGUGAGAAUCUGAAACAUGUAUUUGGAAUAUCUGAUCUUAGGAAGCUGGUAGAAUUGAACAUUGCCAUUUGUUCGGAGCUAGAGGAGAUUAAUUUUGUUCGACCUAUCUGCCUAGAAAAAAUUAGAAUUGGUAAUUGUCGACGUCUAAUAACUUUAGGAGGAAUGUCUAAUCUUAGGAAGCUAGUAGAAUUUAGCAUUGAUCUAUGUAAGCUAGAGGAGAUAAAUUUGGCUCAACUCAGUUGCGUAGAAAGAAUUAAUAUAUUUAGUUGUGGGCAUCUGAAAAGUGUGAUAGGAAUUUCUGAUCUUGCAAAGCUAGAAAAAUUGGAUAUUAGUAGCUGUGAAAAGAUUGAGGAGUUAAACCUUGUUCGACUCGGCUGUCUGGAAUUUUGUAUAAUUUCAAAUCUUCCCAGGCUGAAGAGGAUUGAAUUGAAAGGUUGCCAAAAUUUGAUUAGUGUAGACGGAAUAUUUUGGAAACUUGUAAAAUUAAACAUUUAUGACUGUCCGAAGCUCGAGAAAAUACCAGGUAUAGUAAAACUGCAUUCAUUGGAAAGAAUGCAGCUCUUAUAUUGCAGCAACGAAACAAUUCGGAAUUGUAUUCUCAAUAUGGAGAAGCUGCCGUCAGAGUUUAUUAAAGUAAUUGGUAGAGCAGUAGAUGGAGCGGCGUCAACUGUCAACGCAAACCUCUUCAGCGACUUUAUUAACGCCAAUUCAGUCGUCGAAAUCGGCAUCGAUAACACUUGUAAUCAUCUGGGCAGAUACAUGGUGAGUGCAAUCAUCUUCUGCGCUGUUAUUGUGGUGAAGACUUCUACGGCAGCAAACAUGAUAAAUGAGGUCAUCUGUGAAUAUGAUAUUAAUCCAUGGUUGAAAUUUGAGGUGCGGCAAAGGCGAAUGGAUGAUUACUUCAGUAAUUACCAAGGAAGAUGAAAUAAACAGUUACAUUGUAAACAAGGGCUAUUGUUUCCCCUUUGACUACCUGUGUUUCCCGGAAGAUGUAAUGGUGAAAAGGGUGACUAUGCCCGUGAUGAAAGGUGAAGAACAGAAGAUUUUGAAUGUGCUACGUACAAUUGUUGAUAAGCUCCACCAGAACUGAAGUCAAUGUAGGGUAGUUUUGGCGUUCACACUAGUCU
Cryptomeria japonica (Japanese cedar) is the source of this 1468-nucleotide messenger RNA. RefSeq lists its product as uncharacterized. Lineage: Eukaryota; Viridiplantae; Streptophyta; Pinopsida; Cupressales; Cupressaceae. The record is from RefSeq and is a predicted model, not a curated record. Bases 87 to 1265 code for a protein of 392 amino acids. The transcript is spliced from 3 exons.